This is a messenger RNA of Alternaria alternata, 2708 nucleotides long. RefSeq names its product HET-domain-containing protein. The record is from RefSeq and is a predicted model, not a curated record. NCBI's taxonomy places the organism in Eukaryota, Fungi, Ascomycota, Dothideomycetes, Pleosporales, Pleosporaceae. The coding region runs from base 293 to 2692 and encodes 799 amino acids. The transcript has 2 exons.
GCCAAUCGGAAAUAACGCGCAUCAUCUGGGCCUAGCGGCCCAUCCCCGCCACGUUCAUUUCCACGGACGCGUACCCGCUGCAAUGCCAAUGACGUGAACAUGCACGCGUCGAAACCCUUUGCAAUACCGUCUGUCUAGCUUACCUGCACGAGCCCACGAUUUUCUGUCCAACAAAAUUGCGCAACUCUCCACCGACACAUUCGUUGCUAUCUAUCCAUUGUGUUAUCUGACGAGACUUUGAGCGGCAACCCUCGUUUGGGGCUGUUCGCAACUUCGUUCCACUCCCACUUCGAUGCUUUGUUCCAAGUGUACCAGCAUCCAUUUCAGGCAUAUCGAAGCAUGCCCUCCAGCUGUACAGCAACUCCAGGUACCAUUACUUGGUUAUAUGAAAGACAUUAAAAAUGAUCACAUACUGUUCUUCCAACAUUCGUGCAACCUUCAGUGUUUGCAACGUACUGCUGACACCGGUUGUCAAUUCUGUCUCAAGAUUCAAGCACUAUUGCAGAUUGGUCGGCGUCUGCGAAAGAAAAAUGACACCGAGUCACGCAUCAUCCUCAGCAUUAGUCGGAAGCUCCAGGAAGAGACUCUGGCUUCGCUUGAAACAGCUGUCCUGAGUGUAUACUUUGAGGCGAUGGUUUACGGAUUCAGAUGCUUGGUACCUCGGAUGGCUGAACCGUUUUCAACCAUGGUGGCAACUCUAACCAAGUCGAGUAAACCAAAAUCGGACGCAUUAAGUGCAGAAGCAAUAGCCCAGCAAGACGAGGAACAACACAGCAACCACGAAUUCUCCCCAGAGUGCGACGCGUCAACUUUGUCAGAUGCAAACAUUGCCUUGGCUUCAGCAUGGCUCAAGACAUGCUCGGAAACCCACACUGCCUGUCGAGACGCUAUAUCCGCCUCGUAUUUACCCACGCGCCUAAUCAACAUUGUCAAUCCAAGCCAUCCCUUUCUAGAAGACAACGAGGUGGUUAGCAUACGUUCAUACGCCACGCUGAGCUAUGUAUGGGGUAACGUCACGAAAAGAUACGUAACUAACUCUGGAAAUUUCGAGCAGCACUACAACUCAAUCCCACGAUGUGACCUUCCGAAAACCUUCCAGGAGGCCAUUGACCUCGCUUCUCGAUUGGGGUUUAAACAUAUCUGGAUAGAUGCCCUAACGAUCAUCCAGGACUCAGUCGAGGACUCACGCACAGAGAUUGCACGAAUGGGCGAUGUAUAUAAACAGUCCGCGUUGACAAUAUUCGCUGGCGCUGGAGACAACGUUGAUGCGGGCCUGUCUAUGACACGAGAUCCCAGAUUGACCAAGCCUUGUCAACUGGACUUUGCAGCUACUAUUGGAGACGAGACGCAUCAAAUUUCAGCGUACGUGCAAUCCUUGCCCGAAAGAAGUCCGUGUCCGCUGGACACUAGGGGAUGGAUUCUGCAAGAGGAGGUGCUUGCGCCACGACAACUGGUUUUUCGGCAUUCAGAGAUGCAGUGGACAUGCCGGAGCUGUGAGCUGUCAGAAAGCAUGCCUACUACCCAUGCGGCAUCCCCUGAUACCCUCGACGACGUUAAAAAGGGCCUUGUUGGACGUAAACCUGAGAUGGUCACAACAUAUUUACCACUAUUGCAUUUUUGGCUGGACAGCACCAAUGCACCAGAGGUUUCACUCCACGCAACUAAAGGCCUAUUUGAAACAUGGUAUAGAGUCGUAGAAGCCUUUUCGCGCCGAUCCUUGAGCUAUAGUUCCGAUGUACUACCAGCUCUUGCCGGUCUUGCAACCAUUUUUGCAGCCAAUCACCAUAUCUUUUACCUGAAUGGGAUCUGGAAAGAAGAUUUUACAUCUGGUCUAUUAUGGGCCGUGCGUAGCAGUCGCAAGGACAAGCAUCCUGGCCCACAAGUACAAGAUUCAGUGACCAGGCUGUCGCUCUGCUCGAUCUCGUGGAGUUGGGUGUCUCAGUGGGGUGAGAACAUCAAAUUUGAACCCAAUAAGAAAGGGAAGCAAACACAUGUUCUUUACAGCAUCAAGGUGGAUGCUAUUACCAGCGAUGAGAACUCAGAGUAUGUUCAACCGACUAUGGACAUGCAAGGUAUAGUCAACAAAUCCUUGACACUGUAUGGGCGCUGCAUCGAUCUUGAGAUCGGCACGGUGUUGGUAACCAAAGAGAGAAAAAUGCUAUGGCAGAAGUCACGACAUACCGCAUUCCAUUACAACAAUUAUCUGGAAAUGGACUACAGUAAGCGAGCUAGGCCAGUCGUUGAGUCAAAGCGGCAGACAGCUUAUGGAUGGCUGCUUCUCGACUCUAGUCUUGUCGACACUCCGACAAACAACAUCAAAUUUUGCUUGUGCAAGGUUUUGGAUUCUGGAAAUCGAUCGAAAAAUACAGAAGAGUCCCAUUCCAGAACCUCGCAAGUCGGAAGCAUGCUACACAAAAGUAUCCUCUCCAAUUCGAGAUUACGCAAGGCGAAGGCACGCAUAGAAGAAUCGACUCAGCGGCCAGGACCAGCGGAGAAAGUCCAAGCUUGCUUUACAUUACUUGGGCUGGCCUUAGUCCCAACGGAUAGCGAUGGACAUUACAGAAGGGUGGGGCUCUUGAAGACUUGCAUCCAUUUCGACGAGGAGAUCACCAAAGUUCCAAACUUCGCUCCUUUGGAGCAUUUACCACAUCCUUGGCACCACGCCCAAGGAGAGACUUUCACGCUGGUAUGACAAGGUUACAGGUACC